AUGGUUUGGAGUGUGAAUGCUGGUAAGUGGAGGAUGUGCUCCUCCUUCCGAUGCCUGAUGGAAACGUGGAUUUUUGAGCCGUUAGCAUCCCUCUCCUCCCUAUUAUUCCUAGGAACUGCAUUAAGGACCAUUGUAGAAAAGAUCCCCUCCCCUAAGGAAGAUAAACUUGGGUUAACUGUCCAGUUGCAUCACUUAUAUUUGAUGCAGGAUCAGUGUCUGGAGGUGAGUGCCUGCAGUGUCCCCGUCUGGAGAAUGUGGUUGGCCGCUGCCUCAUGUGGCCACAGCCCCCUAGACUGGAGGUCACAGCAGGAUGUAGUCCUGACAAGGAUCCUGUUUCAUUCCUGCAUAAUGAAAGAGCCUUUGGAUUUAUUAGAAGUGGUUUUUCCUCCUGUAUUUUUAAAUUCUUAG
Messenger RNA from Pipistrellus nathusii (Nathusius's pipistrelle), 408 nucleotides. The record is from the annotation of a GenBank genome assembly. NCBI's taxonomy places the organism in Eukaryota, Metazoa, Chordata, Mammalia, Chiroptera, Vespertilionidae.